UCUCCAGCACAUCCGCCUAACCCGCGACUGUUUACAAAUCAGCAGACAGUCCGAGAGACACAGGAUGAGGAGACCUGCGUGAUCCCUACAGAGACACCCUUUUCUUCAGAGUCUUGGCAGAGGAGAAUCACGAGGCUGUGACAGUCCGGCUGGGUUGCGGUCAUGCAGCACCCCAAUUUCGAGACCUGCCACCCGCUCCAGACCGACGAGCAGCAGGAGACGGGCUUCGACCCGCUCAAUAACUUCAACAAGAACCGCAGCAGAGGCUCUCUUGACAGCAGCACUUACUCACAGUCUCAGUCAACCUUCCUCUCAUACAGGAAAGAAUGGGACGACUUGUUCCUCAACAGUAAUUACCUGGCCAGGAUCCGGCAGGCGGGCAUCAACGGCCGACUGAGAAGCAGCCGCUUUCGGAGCGUGUGCUGGAAGUUGUACCUGGAGGCUCUUCCCGAAGAUAAGGGUCAGUGGAUCAACAAGACCAAUGAGCUCCGGGCCCGGUAUGAGAAGAUCAAAGAGACGCACAUCACUAACCCUCGUAAGGCUGCCGGCCAGGACCUGGUGGUCAACAACCCGCUGUCCCAGGAUGAGGGGAGCCUGUGGAACAGGUUCUUCCAAGACAAAGAGCUGAAGGGGAUGAUCAAACAGGACGUGUUGAGAACGUUCCCGGAGAUCCGUUACUUCCAGAACGGCGAUGUGAGGACCAUGCUGACGGACAUCCUCUUCUGUUACGCCAGAGAAAACGAACAGUUGUUGUAUAAACAGGGGAUGCACGAGCUGCUGGCCCCCCUCGUCUUCGUGCUGCACUGCGACCACCAAGCCUUCCAGCAUGCCAGCGAGACGGCCAGCCCCAGUGAAGAGAUGAAGAGUCUUCUGAACCCAGAGUAUCUUGAGCACGAUGCCUAUACCUUGUUCUCUCAGCUGAUGGAGACAGCAGAGCCGUGGUUCUCCAGCUACGAGAGGGAAGUGAGGAGGGGUAAGGACGAGAUGCUGACCAGCAUCCCGUUCGCACGGCCCCAGGACGCGGGGCCAUCUGUUGCCAUAGUGACCAAAGUGAACCGCAUCCAGGACCAGCUGGUGAAGAAGCACGAUGUUGAACUGCACAUGCACGUCAACCGGCUAGAGAUCGCCCCGCAGAUCUACGGCAUCCGGUGGGUACGUCUGCUUUUCGGGCGGGAGUUCCCGCUGCAGGACCUGUUGGUGAUGUGGGACGCUCUGUUUGCGGACAGCAUCACCCUGGACCUGGUGGACUACAUCUUUGUGGCCAUGCUGCUCUACAUCCGAGACGCUCUCAUUGCUAGUAACUUCCAGACCUGCCUGGGCCUGCUGAUGCACUACCCUCCUUUAGGAGACAUCAACUCCCUGCUGCAGAAGGCUCUUUUCCUCCGAGAUCCAAAGAACUAUCCACGACCGGUUAAUUACCAGUUCCAGCAGAACCUGGAUUACUAUAAAACAAGGGGAGCUGACCUGAUGAACAAGACACGCUCUGGCUCCAAACCUGCGCCCCUGAACAUCAACAAGGUGUCCAGCAGCCUGCUGAGCUUCGGCAGGAAGCUCAUCGCUCCGGCCAUAUCCAGCAGCUCCAGCGGCAUCUCGCCUAUCAACACUGAGGUUCACUCCUCCUCCUCCUCCAUGUCAACCUCCCCCGCCUUGGGGUCAGCGCCCGCCCUGCCUCACCCGCUGGCCGACCCCCCUUCAGGCCACGCCCCCCCGCAGACCCCGAGCCGCGUCCAGAACCAGCACUACCGUCUGCUCAAGUCCGAGAGCAUGCCGGUGCACCUCAGCAAAGAUGUAGUUUCAGGGGAAGUGUCUCAGGUUGCUUUUCCAGCCCAGACUCACACUGACACACAAGGCCAGAGCUCCAGGACGGUCAGCUCCUCUCCCAGCAUAGAGAGCCUCUCUGCUGGGCGCGCUCAGUUCACCGCCUCCCCGCCUCCCCCCCACUCCGUCGGGAGUGAUGUAAGCACUUCAUCUCCUCCCCUCUCCGACACAAAGAAAGACUCUUUCUUCAACAUCACUCGUUCUCGCUCCCACAGCAAGAGCAUGGGCAAGAAAGAGUCGGAGGAGGACCUGGAAGCUCAGGUGUCGUUCCUGCAGGGCCAGAUCAAUGACCUGGAGGCAAUGAGCAAAUACUGCGCCAAGAUGAUGAACUCUCACAUCUGUAAAAUCCAGGAAGUGAUUCUCCAAGAGCAUCUGGAGAAGGAGGACGAGGUUCUAGUUUCACUGGCUGGACUCAAACAGAUCAAAGACAUCCUGAAGGGGUCGCUGCGCUUCAACCAGAGCCUGCUGGAGGCCGAGGAGAACGAGGAGAUCGCCAUCGCUGACGAUCACUACACCUCCACCGCGGCCGCCGCUGAGACGGCUCUGAACGCCAGCAAUCAACUCAGAGAGGAAGAACAAGCAAACAGCGGGCAGCGCCGGGACUCUGACCUGGACGGGAGCGUGAGCACGGAGGAGAAGGAGGAGGAGGAGGAGGAGCAGCAGCAGCAGCAGCAGCAGCAGCAGCAGCAGCAGGAGCAGCAGCAGCAGCAGGAGCAGGAGCAGGAGCAGGAGCAGGCCAUCACCCCCCCUGAGCAACAGGUUAAAUGACCAUCAGUCCUCUUUUACACUACUGGAAUAAGAGCUAUGCACUGUCGGCACUUGUAUCAAUAUAAACUACCACGCUCGGUUCAGACAGGAUUAGUUUUCAGUCAUUGUUUGAACCGUUCAACCUUCUGACCCAGUGUUCAGUGACUUUAAAUCUGAUCAUUUGAUGCCAAGAAAUUCUACCCUCUGUGCAAAAAUGAUCCAAUGUUUGUACCAGAAUUUUUUUUCUGCUUAAGCUCUCCCAUUUGGAAUAAAUCAAACCCAGCAAUGUGCUGGUUUUUACAGCAACUGUAUAAUGAAAAUACUAAGUCACAUGUUCCCUGGAGUCUGAGGUUUGUCGCAUUUGAAUUCAUUUAGCUUUAGGGCCAAACAAGCAGCAGAUUAUGGUUAUACAGCCUGGGUUUGUGUACACAUCUUCUACUUCCUCUUAGUGCACUAGAUUAAACAGGGUACAUACUGUAAUAGCACUGCACAAUAUACCUUGUAUUAACGUCAUUGCAAUUGCAUUACAUUGCCAAAGCCCACACUAUUGCACUUUGAAUAUAGUAACAACAUAUUAUAUUACAUUCUGUCUGUAGUCACUGUUUUUGUAUGAUAAGCGCCAUGCUGUUAACUCUGGCCAAUCAGACAUAGCCCUCGUCUUUAUUCAUCAUCUGAUUGGUCAGAAUCUAAAGUUGAUUAGACCAUUACUAGCAUAUCACUCUGUAUGGUUAAAGGAGGAAAGUGUAACAAGAUGAGUGCAGAGAUAUAAGAGGAACUAAAUGUGUUUAUUUAUUGCAAGUAAUAUCAUGAUUUUCAACAAAGUUAUCAAAUAUGAUUUUCUUUAGACCUAGUAAAUCAUUACAAUAGGAGGACUACAUUUUUGCCAAAACAGAACAAAGACACAGACCUUGCCAUCUCUCGUGUGCAGGCGGGGUCUUCCCUGGGCUCCGAGGGUAAGAACUGGGACGACUACAUCCUGGUGUGUCAGGACGGAGACCUGGCAGCCGGCGAGGGAGGAGGAGGACGAGGGGGGGCUGCAGCCGAACGCACCCCUCCAAUCAGGCGGGGGCGCGGCCUGGUGCGCCUGGAGCCGGAGGGGGCCGCGGGGGUCCUCCAGGACCCGCUGACGGCCGGCACCUCGGGCUCUUCCAGCCCAGACGAGGGCUCCACCCACAGCAAGGACUCUGACUUCACCAUCGUCAACCCCAACGACCUGUGAACCAAAGACAAACUGACUUGGGAUCAGAGGGUGGAGCUGCUAUGGGCUGAAGAAUUGCACAUGUGGACUGUGACGCUUCCAGUCACCAUUACGUUAUUCUCUGUCUCUUUCUGCCACUUCCUGUCUGAGCUCAUGCUGUAUGCCAUCUCAAUUACCGAAUGCCUGUCUCCUCAUCAUGUCCCCUCACUUCUGAUAUUUAACUGUAGCCCCCUGCUCUACACAGAGAGGGCGCCAUUGAACUGCUUACCCUGUCACUACAUGAUUACUCUAAAGACUUGGAUCAAACUGCAAUUUGUAUACAGGGCGGUCUCUCUCUUACUGUAAGAAUUGCUCUGCUUCUCCUGAAUGUGGACAUCUGGCCAUACCUCUGCUUGUUAUGUCUGUUCGUCUCUGCUCUUUCAGAGGGAGCUCUCUUCUUUGAAAUGAAAGAAGGAUGACAUCCUCCUGCCAGUUAUCAGCUUCCCCCCCUGAACCAGUGCCUCUGACCGUUCUUCUUCUCUCAACCAAACAAAACCUGACUGUGAUCUUACUGUUUUUGUUGGCUUCUUUUUUUGUUUUUUUUUAAGAAAGAUUUUUAACCCUUAGUUUAGGUUCCUGGAUGAAAACCAUUAAAGUAUGGAGUAUG
Notothenia coriiceps (black rockcod) is the source of this 4409-nucleotide messenger RNA. It is a transcript of the gene tbc1d5, whose product is annotated as TBC1 domain family, member 5. Gene Ontology annotation, biological process: activation of GTPase activity. The record is from RefSeq and is a predicted model, not a curated record. The transcript is spliced from 22 exons. Gene Ontology annotation, molecular function: GTPase activator activity. Lineage: Eukaryota; Metazoa; Chordata; Actinopteri; Perciformes; Nototheniidae. Bases 163 to 2586 code for a protein of 807 amino acids.